AGUCGAAUGGACGCGCGCGAGUUUUUUUUUCUCCGCCCCCCCCUUUUUUUUCUUUCGGGAAUUUUUCCUGUAGUGGCGCGAAAAGGAAGCGAUGAUGGGGCCGGGGAUUAUGGAUGCUGUGGUGGCCGACCUCAAGGUCUUCGGGCUGGAUUUCGCGGAGGGGGAAGACCAGGACGCCAUUGCCGAGAAAUUAGAAGAAAUCUGCAUGACGGGAUGGGUAUCGAAGUCGGAGUUAGGAAACGAGCUGGUCGCUUUUGCUAUGCGCAAGGAAGCUCUUCUUUUGACUCUGGAAAACUUACUUACCUUCGAACAUGAGAUGGUGAGCAAGAAGUUAACAAAGCCCUCCAGAAAAAAGGAUGGUCGCUGGUCCAACACGGGGGAUAUCGGCUCCGUUCAAGACUCUAUGGAGGUUGACGAGGAAGAAGAGGACUUGCUGGAUACCUACGCAUCGCCUUCAAAAGUAAGCGGGUAAUGGAUGAGUCACGUAUCUCCUUCAGGGUGACUUGUAGAAGGAGAUCCCUGUUGGGGGCGAGGGCCCAGGAAUGACACAAAACCUACUUUUGUGGCUCAGCAGCUGAAAUCUUGGGAUAGACUGCCUCUCAGACUGGAGGCUCUAUUCUAAU
This is a messenger RNA of Notechis scutatus (mainland tiger snake), 623 nucleotides long. The record is from RefSeq and is a predicted model, not a curated record. NCBI's taxonomy places the organism in Eukaryota, Metazoa, Chordata, Lepidosauria, Squamata, Elapidae.